AUGGCUCUAGAAGAAGAGCAACAACCCCUCUUGGAAGAUGAACCUACACAAACAAAAACUGCAAAACCAAGGAAGAAACUAACAGUGAAAGCCCUUAGAAAGGCCUUUAAAGGAACAGCCCACUUGUCCAAUCAUCUCCCCUCCGGUUCAGUCAUGGCAUUCCAAAUCCUAUCGCCCAUCUUCACAAACCAAGGCCAAUGCCACUCCCCGCAAAGCCAAUCCAAGACUCUCGCCCUCCUCGGCUUCUGCGGCCUCUCGUGCUUCCUCCUGUGCUUGACGGACAGCUUCAGAGACGAGCGAGGGAAGGUCCGGUACGGGCUGGCCACGUUCCGGGGCUUGUGGGUUAUGGAUGGCUCGGUCAUGGCCAUUCCACCCGAGGAGGCAGCCAAGUAUAGGCUUAGGUUCGCUGAUUUCUUCCAUGGGUUCAUGUCGAUGCUGGUUUUCGCGGCGGUUGCUUUGUUUGAUCAGAAUGUUGUGAAGUGCUUCUUUCCGGUGCCGUCUGAGGAGGCUAAGGACUUCCUUGCGAAAUUGCCUAUUGGCGUUGGUGUUGUUUGCAGCCUCUUGUUUGUUGCCUUCCCUACCAAUCGACAUGGGAUUGGCUUCCCUCUCUCUCGUCACUAA
Molecule: messenger RNA, 621 nt
Organism: Cornus florida
Lineage: Eukaryota; Viridiplantae; Streptophyta; Magnoliopsida; Cornales; Cornaceae
Product: protein DMP7
Exons: 1
Coding region: 1-621 (206 amino acids)
Biological process (GO): endomembrane system organization
Source: RefSeq, a predicted model, not a curated record